GGAAUGUUUCCUUUUGACGCGGAGUGCCAGAACAAGUAUGGAGAUGUCUGGGGGUUGUAUGACGGACGAAGCCCUCUGCUGAUGGUGGCAGAUCCUGAGAUGAUCAAAACCAUAAUGGUGAAGGAAUGUUACAGCGUGUUUACAAAUCGCAGGGACGCGGAUGUUCCCGGACCAUUCGAGGAUGGAAUCACAGUCGUUAAGGAUGAAAGGUGGAAACGGAUUCGCAGCACCAUCUCUCCAUGUUUCACCAGCGGAAGGCUCAAAAAGGUUUUCCCCAUUGUUGCUUCCUACGCGGACCGGCUUCUCAAAAAACUGGAACAAACCAAUUUGGAUGAACCUAUCAAUGUCAAACAAUUUGUGGCUCCAUACAGUUUGGAUACCGUGGCCAGUGCAUCCUUUAGUGUGGAGAUCGACUCGAUUAACAAUCCAGAGGACCCUGUAAACAUCCACAUCCAGAAGCUUUUCAACAUCAAUUUUUGGCCAUUUCUUGUAUUAAUGGUUUUUCCUUUCGCCGCUCGUCUGUUAAAUUACUUCAAAAUUGGAAUGAUCCCCAAAGCACAGUCUGAAUUUUUCCUUAGCAUCAUCAAGAAAUUCAAAGACCAGCAUAAAGUGGGAGAAUCUACUCGACAGGACUUCCUGCAGGUGAUGGUUCAGAGUGAGAUACCAGAAACUGAGAUAAAGAAUGAACAAGAACAGCCAAGUAAAGGCUUGACUGAACCGGAGAUUGUUGCUCAGGCCUUCACCUUUAUCUUAGGUGGCUAUGAGACAACCAGCACCACUCUGUCUUUUAUUUUUUACAACCUAGCCACAAACCCUGAUGCAAUGCGCACCUUGCAGAAAGAAAUUGAUGCUAACUUGCAGAAAAAUGCCUCCGUUUCCUACGAAGACCUGAACAACCUGCACUACCUGGACCAGGUCAUUUUGGAGUCGAUGCGUUUGCUCCCUACAGCACCUCGGCUUGAGAGGGGCUGCAAGAAGACUGUUGAGAUCCAGGGAUUCACCAUUCCUGCAGGGACCCUGGUUGGAAUUCCUGUGCUGAAUUUGCACAUGGACCCACGCUACUGGAGUUCCCCUGAGCUGUUCCGACCUGAAAG
This is a messenger RNA of Oryzias melastigma (Indian medaka), 1094 nucleotides long. Its product is annotated as cytochrome P450 3A40. Gene Ontology annotation, molecular function: oxidoreductase activity, acting on paired donors, with incorporation or reduction of molecular oxygen; steroid hydroxylase activity; iron ion binding. NCBI's taxonomy places the organism in Eukaryota, Metazoa, Chordata, Actinopteri, Beloniformes, Adrianichthyidae. The record is from RefSeq and is a predicted model, not a curated record.